UGGAUUUGACCAUAUGAAUAGUGAUUUCAAAUAGUGGAGGAGGAGUGAAUGGAAUUUACUCACUCCUGUUCAACUGGUUCGGGGUUUCUUAACAGCACUGUGGCAAUAAUCUUGUGCUCACACUGCUGGGAAGGUGAUAGAGGAAGGCGAUGCAAAAGGGUGUGACAGACCGGAAUUGAACCAGAUAGCAGUAUAGACUGAGACACCAGCUAACACACGGUGAACUCAGACGCCAGGAAUAAGCCAAUAUAUCAGCUAUCAGGACUUGCAACUUUCAGGACGUCUGAGCUUGUUCAGGAUUUAUCUUUGGUCUACUGACCGUCAUGUCCAGUUUCCUGUACUACCUUCUCCCAGCAGUAGGAGGCUACACCCUCAUGUCUUUCUACCUCCUGAAGAAUCCCCACAUCCUGCACAAGAAGAAGAAGACUGCCUUCUACUGCACCCACAUCUCACACAGGGGAGGCUCUGGUGAGAGAAUUGAGAGCACCAUGGAGGCUUUUGAACAUGCGGUGGAGGUGGGAACAGAAAUGCUUGAGUUGGAUUGUCACAUGACUUGUGAUGGUCAUGUGAUUAUAUCACAUGAUUACAACCUCCUGCGCCAGACUGGGCAAGAUGUCAACAUCUCAGAUGUAAAUUUAGAGGAGUUGCCAUCUUAUAAAGAAAGGCUUGAGGUCACAUUCUAUACAGGUCACUUCAGCACUGGCUUGGACAGGAGGUUCGCUCUGCUAGAGGAUGUCUUCCGCAUGUUUCCCAAGGUGCCUAUCAAUAUCGAGGUGAAAGAAGAAAACAAAGAGCUGAUUGAGAAGGUUUCCGCUCUUGUGAAGAAGUUUAAUCGAGAGUCCAUCACUGUUUGGGCGUCUGUGGACUCACGUAUUAUGAAGGCGUGUCGUAAAGUGAACUCUAGCAUGCCGUACAUGUUUACGGAGAUGCGCGGUCUGCAGCUGCUCCUGCUAUACUACACAGGCCUCCUGCCUUUCAUCCCACUGGGAGAGAGCUUCCUGCAGUUCUACCUGCCUCGCAUCUUCAACAGAACAUUCAUACCAGAUUCUCCCAUUCUUAGGAACAGAAUGGUCAUCACACUAAUUGAAAAACUGACUAUGCGGAGAAGCUUGUUUCAGCACCUCAGAGACAGAGGGAUUCAGAUACAUCUGUUUGUGUGUAAUGAAGACCAGGACAUAGAGGCUGCAUUUGCAGUAGGAGCAACUGGAGUCAUGACUGACUACCCCACUCUGCUGUCAGACUACAUCAGACGGCACAGAUCACAUGAAUGACACACACAUGCACAUUAUAUGUGAACAGUGAUUAUUCUAUCCAUCCAAACAGUUAAAGCUGUUUGGU
Molecule: messenger RNA, 1338 nt
Organism: Electrophorus electricus (electric eel)
Lineage: Eukaryota; Metazoa; Chordata; Actinopteri; Gymnotiformes; Gymnotidae
Gene: gdpd3a
Product: glycerophosphodiester phosphodiesterase domain containing 3a
Biological process (GO): glycerophospholipid catabolic process
Cellular component (GO): endoplasmic reticulum membrane
Molecular function (GO): phosphatidylcholine lysophospholipase A1 activity; phosphoric diester hydrolase activity
Source: RefSeq, a predicted model, not a curated record